Postia placenta MAD-698-R-SB12 is the source of this 1446-nucleotide messenger RNA. RefSeq lists its product as hypothetical. The record is from RefSeq and is a predicted model, not a curated record. Bases 1 to 1446 code for a protein of 481 amino acids. Lineage: Eukaryota; Fungi; Basidiomycota; Agaricomycetes; Polyporales; Adustoporiaceae. The transcript is spliced from 8 exons.
AUGGUUGACGGCUUCAAACCGAGACGAUCUAAUAGACUGAAACAUUUGCCGAAAGUUGAUUACUGCGAGAACAAGACGGCGGAUGGGAAACGGAAAAGGGGAGCAUUAGACGAAGAAGACGAGUAUACGCCGUCCCGGGAAGGCACGCCGGAGAAUCAGAAGAUUCCAACACGCGCGCCGGAGAAUCAGAAGAUUCCAACACGCGCGCCGGAGAUUCAGAGGAGUCCAUCACGGCGAGUGAGACGCAAGACCGCCAUUACAAGGAGUUCACGACAGCGCGCCAUCGAUGCGUCUCAGAAUGAGGGUGCCUGCAUCAUAUCAGGCAUAAAGGACAAAUCCGUGCAACAAUGCCAUGUGUUGCCACGGGCCACAAAGCCGGAUGUGCUCACGGCUCUGGAGUGGUGGUGGGACAUUACAGAGCUCAGCGUGGAUUCACGCCACAACCAGGUUUUCCGUGCGUCUUCUUUCCAGGACGCAUGCCGAUACGCGUGGACUUACUUGCAUACAGUCCGUGCCGAUCUCCAUGCAUUGUGGGAUCGUGGAUACAUUGCGAUCAUGCCAAUGCCUGACGUGAUGAAGGAAUAUGUUGCCAAGUGGAAGGAUGGUGGCAGGCACAAGGUUCUGGAGGCUAGCGACGAAGCCAAGAUCCACGAGUACUGUGUGAUACCUCACCCAGACCUUGACAACUAUGCGAUCCGCGAAGGGUUCACCUACGGAUUCGACAAGGUUGGGAUCAUUCGGUACGUCGUUACGCUUUGGCUUGUCAUGUGGCAUGGACUUACUUCAACGUCCUCGUGUGGCGUAACAGCUCUUAUGGGUCCAGAAGCUUUGGAUCAGGACAAACGCUCCAAAUUGAAGGCCGUCAAGCCCGAUGGCGAAUCAUGCGGUAGCAAUCUCAAGUUGUAUGCCGCCUAUUUGGCGCCUACUGGAUCACGGUGCCUGUUGAGUCUUCAGGACGCCAAGUCAGUCCAAGGAUGUCACGUUGUGCCGCGAAGGACCGACGACGAUACGUGUGCGAGAGUGGCGGCGUGGUGGGGGCUUGAUGAGUUCGACGUCGACUCCCCUUUCAAUAUCUUCUUAUUGAGAGCCGAUAUCCACUGCUUGUGGGACCAAGGGCAUCUCAUGUUCGUGCCUGAGCCUCAUAUUGUCAAAGAUCAUCUCGCACGAUCUAUUGUCCCCAUAGGUGGUGCCUCGUCGCUAGCCGAGCUAUUUGCAGCGUCCGAUGUCCCCGUCUACAGAUAUUGUGUCGUUGCCCAUCGCGACCUUCCCGAGACAGAGGAGAGCGCUGCGUUUCCGAGGGAUAUCAAGAUCUUGGGCUAUGUGGAAUCCCCAAUUCCUCCCCAGCUCGUUAUAUACAAAUGGGGGGUUGAUCCUGUCGAAGAGUGGACUAAAUGGGUUCUAAAUGGCUCUAGAUGCCUUCUACAAGCGCCACGGAGUCGAUUAUGA